GUGGUGCGUGCGGGUACCAAGGCGACGUGGAGAAGCCGCCGUUCUCCGCCAUGAUCACGGCGGGUGGUCCCUCCAUAUUCAAUGGCGGCAAGGGCUGCGGCGCUUGCUAUCAGGUUAGAUGCAUCGGCAAUUCCGCUUGCUCUGGGUCCCCGGCGACCGUGGUCGUCACAGACCAGUGCCCCGGCGGGCCGUGCCAGGCUGAGGCUGCGCACUUCGACCUCAGCGGGAAAGCGUUCGGCGCCAUGGCCAAGCCCGGACAGGAUGACAACCUCCGCAACGUCGGCAAGCUUAGAAUCCAGUACAACCGGGUUCCGUGCAACUGGCAUGGGCUCGACAUCGCCUUCAAGGUGGACGCCGGCUCCAACCCCAACUACCUUGCGGUGCUCAUUGAGGACGAGGCCGGCGACGGAGACCUGUCUGCGGUCGAGCUUCAGCAGCGCGGCAGCAGCUGGGCGCCGAUGCAGGAGUCGUGGGGCGCGGUCUGGAAGUACAACGCCGGGUCCACUCUGCAGGCACCCAUAUCGUUCCGCCUCACCUCCGGCUCCGGCAAGAAGCUCGUCGCCAGGAAUGUCAUCCCCGCCGGCUGGCAGGCCGGCAAGACCUACCGAUCCAUCGUAAACUUCCAGUGAUUGCUCCGUCAGUGGGAUCAAUUGAGUGCGCAUGUUAAAUUAGUUGUGCAGCA
Triticum urartu is the source of this 682-nucleotide messenger RNA. Its product is annotated as putative expansin-B14. Gene Ontology annotation, cellular component: extracellular region. Gene Ontology annotation, biological process: sexual reproduction. Lineage: Eukaryota; Viridiplantae; Streptophyta; Magnoliopsida; Poales; Poaceae. The record is from RefSeq and is a predicted model, not a curated record.